AUGGAGAACAGCGCGCUGCCUCCUCUGCCUCCUAUCGCGCGAGGCUUCCUAUAUUCAGCGUGGAGCGGGCUACACAGCGUACAAGCAGACUGGCUGCCGUCCAGAACAGCCAUCCCCUUAAUCCUGCUAUCCCUCCUCGCAUGCACCUUGAUCCUACAAGCCUACACCCACCACCGCCACAACCUCGCCCUCGCCUCACACUUCCAAGCCUUCGCAGCCAGCACCAACAGCUCCCCCACCACCCCAGCCCCAAUCCCCUACACCCUGCUAACCAGCGCCCGCAACAAACUCGCCCUCCUCCGCAACCUCAAACGCAACCUCCUCUCCACCAACCUCGCGCAGAAAUUCCACUCCCAUGGCCCCACCCACGCAAUCUACAACCCCUACGGCCUGCCCAAAGUCGUGCACACCAUCGACCCGCGCAACGUGCACGCCGUGCUGUCGGCGCAGAGCCAGGACUAUGGAGUCCCCGCCGCGCGGCUGGCGGCCAUCGGACCCAUCGGGAGUCGAGGGGUGGUGAUGACGGAGGGCGCGGUGUGGCAUGCGAAUCGGAAGGCGAUUAAUGCCGGUUUCCGCGGGGCGCGCUUCACGGAUGGGAUUGAGGAGAAUACGCGCACGUUGUUCUCCACCCUGACGGAAGAUGGAGAAGGUUGGACGGCGCCGGUCCCGCUGUUUGAUGCGUUCGCUUUCAUGUCGCUUGACCGCUCGAUUCGGCACAUGUUUGGCGUGCGCGCGGAUUUGCAGGCGAAGGAGGGCGCGGCGAUGCGGGAGCGGCUGCGUUGGAAAGAAGCCUUCGACGUGGUGGCCAGGUAUGUAAGCGUGCGCUCGGUGCUCGGCCGCAAGUCGUGGAUGUACGAUGGCGUGCCGUUUCGUCGGGCGUGCGCUUUGCUGCGGAGGCUGUGUGAGGGGACUAUUCGCGCGGCGGUGCGGGAGUCCAAGGCGGGCAAUGCUGAUGCUGUGACGGGGUGCUUUGUGGGCAAUUUGGUGCAGGAGACGGCGGACGUGAGGCGGGUGUGUGAUGUGACGCUGGACGUGUUCAUUGCCGGGCAUAAUAUGACGUCUGGGGUGCUUUCGUGGUUGUUUUUUGAGCUGGAGAAGAGGCCGGAUGUGUACGAGGCUGUAAGGCGAGAGGUACUCGACACAUUCGGAACAGCGUCACAACCCCGAGCCGAGAUGACCUGGGAUCGCCUGCAACAGUGCCAGCUGCUGAGCAACUGCAUCAACGAAACCAUGCGCCUGUACCCCACGCUGCCCAACAUCGGCCGCCAAACCAUCCGAGACACCGUCUUGCCAACAGGCGGUGGAGAAGAUGGGCAGCAGCCGCUGGCGCUCCCCAAAGGAACGGUCGUCAUGUGCUGUUUAUACCUCAUGCAUCGCCGGCCGGAGGAAUGGGGUGCGGAUACGGAAGAGUUUCGACCGGAGAGGUGGGUAGGACUCAAGCCCAGCCAUUCUUUCAGCCCCUUCGGCGGCGGGCCACGUAUAUGCCCUGGCAAACUCUUCGGCCUCGUCGAGCUCUUCCACGUGACAGCAAGAAUUAUGCAACGCUUCCAAGCGAUCCGCAAGCCAGAAGGCGAAGCACCAGUACGAGUGACGGGAGCAGGCGUGCUGCUGCCUCCGGACGGAGCGCGGCUACAGCUUCAGGUGGCGGAGGGAUAG
Neohortaea acidophila is the source of this 1656-nucleotide messenger RNA. Its product is annotated as cytochrome P450. The transcript is spliced from 4 exons. Gene Ontology annotation, molecular function: heme binding; iron ion binding; monooxygenase activity. The coding region runs from base 1 to 1656 and encodes 551 amino acids. Lineage: Eukaryota; Fungi; Ascomycota; Dothideomycetes; Mycosphaerellales; Teratosphaeriaceae. The record is from RefSeq and is a predicted model, not a curated record.